This is a messenger RNA of Cutaneotrichosporon cavernicola, 1590 nucleotides long. RefSeq lists its product as uncharacterized. Lineage: Eukaryota; Fungi; Basidiomycota; Tremellomycetes; Trichosporonales; Trichosporonaceae. The transcript has a single exon. Gene Ontology annotation, cellular component: Golgi apparatus. Gene Ontology annotation, molecular function: alpha-1,2-mannosyltransferase activity. Bases 1 to 1590 code for a protein of 529 amino acids. Gene Ontology annotation, biological process: mannan biosynthetic process. The record is from RefSeq and is a predicted model, not a curated record.
AUGAUCCCCCCAAUCCUCCGGCGGCUGCUCACGACGCCGCUGGGCAUCAUCCUCGUCGUACUCUCAACCCUCAGCCUAAUCUCCAUGAUAGCAUUACACGGACCCACGCGCGACAAGCUCGUCUUGUCCCUCCCCGACAGCUGGCUGCUCUUCGAGUCCAAUCUACUGGACGCGCCGCUGCCCAUGGCCUACGACGCCUACUUUCCCGACAAGCAACUACCGCGGUCCCUUCGGCGGCGCGAGUUGGCGCCGCUGACUGACCGCCUUGUCAAGUUCCUGCAUCGCCCAGCGCUCAACUACGACGAGGCGGUCGGGGCGAACCACGCCGCAUGCCCGCUCCACGUCCUCGCGCAGCUGACGAGCCCGCAACAACUGGAAGACCACCGCGGCUUCUGGAACGCGAUUGAUUCAAACCAGAUUGCACACCGCCGCGCCGAGCUCGUCUCCUUCCUCGCCAAGAACGCCAAGACGGGCAGGAAAGUGCUCGGCACCACAAUAAAGGGCCCAAUCACGCGCGGUAUUGUUCUCACCGCCGGGAACGGUGAUACGGUGCUCCGCGUCGUUAUGUUGCUCAAGCACCUCAAGAGAAUUGGGAACACUUUGCCUGUCGAAGUCGUGCAUUUCCCCGACGAGCUCAAUGAUCGCAAGUACCGCCGCCAGCUGCAAGAUCUCGGCGCAAAACUCAUCAAGGUGCGGGGGGUUGUCAAGACACCUGGGAUGUGGAAGAAUUACCAGAUCAAGGCCAUGGCCAUGAUCCAGACCUCGUUCACCGAGAUGGUGUACCUCGACAGUGACAAUGUUCCCCUCCGGACACUUGAGCACCUCUUCGAUGCACCGCUCUAUGUCGAGAAUGGACGGGCGGCGUUCUGGCCCGAUAUCAAGAAGGACCACGCGGAUAAUGCCAUCUGGCGCAUCGUGGGCGAUACAUGUACCCUCAAAGAGUGGACUUUUGAGAGCGGGCAGAUCGUGUUCGACAAGCGGGGCAACGACGGAAACAAUCUCGCGGCACUCUGGAUCGCCGCGGCCAUGCUGGACAAGAACGACUUCUGGUACGGUCUCUGCGGAGGCGACAAGGACACGUACCGCUGGGCCUUCCGCAUGCUUGAUAUUCCCUAUGCCCCGGCUCCGCGAUGGGUUUCGGCGCUGGGCAUCCAGAACGAGUUUGACAAUAACAAGUUCUGUGGACAGUACGUUUUCCCCUCUACAUUGGCUAACGAAAGUACAAUGCUACAAUACGACCUUGUUACGCCAGAAGGAGCGGACCGACCACAAGCCCUCUUUGUACACGCCAACCUCCUCAAACACCUUGAUGGGCGGCUCGAGCGCGGCAAGGUCUUCUCCUACGUCAAGCAUAUGGCGCUCGAUGCUUAUGAUGAGGAGACGCUCAACCAUGUCUUCUUCUAUGUUUAUCAUGGUAAGGAGAGGGGAAUGUGUACCGACAUGUUUUUGCAUGAUGAAGCGGCCAGUUUGAUGGAUGCGGACAAGCUUGCGGUACAAAGACCGGUCGUCGUUUCGGCCAAGGAUGUGCCGGAGCUCGAAGGGUUCGAGGACGCCUGGUGGGAGGCCGGGGGACGGGUUGGAGGUUGGUAG